Canariomyces notabilis is the source of this 2384-nucleotide messenger RNA. RefSeq lists its product as uncharacterized. NCBI's taxonomy places the organism in Eukaryota, Fungi, Ascomycota, Sordariomycetes, Sordariales, Chaetomiaceae. The record is from RefSeq and is a predicted model, not a curated record. The transcript has 3 exons. Bases 46 to 2211 code for a protein of 721 amino acids.
UGAAGAUCACCAACCAUCGCGCCAUCCCAACACUAACUUACGUGCAUGGCAGUAAUCAAAUUCAGGAACGGGGCAGACGUUCCUUGCAGGUUCGGUAUAACUGCUGAGCUAAGGACAAGGGAACACAAUAUGGGAAUUCCUGCGAACCCCAACCCGCAGUACCUACACCGGAGUACACCCUGUCCUGGCACGCAAAAACCGGUUUCUGGUACCGCUGUACAACACGAUCGAUCUGGGAAACCAAGGUUUGGCUUCCGCCGACCAGGGGUUAUAGAAAACAAUGCCUCGCCUGCAAGCCCAAAUCCAUACCUGCCAACGCACUGCAAUGUUCCAGGAGCGAGCGAGGCCGAGGAAUGGGAUGUGAAACCUCGGGCUGAGAAUAACACGGAAAUCGUACAUGAUAUGUGGGCUGUCAUCAUUCCGUUAGCAAUCGUUGCAGCAUGGCUGGGCAGAGCAGUGGCCGAGGUGCCCUUGAAUUCAAACUCAUCUGAGGGAAACAUAGCAGGUUCGGCUGCUAGUACCUUGAGUACAGAUUCUGGUUGCGUUUCAGUGGUGCAAGUCACGAAAACAUCGGCACUGAGCACCGUGACGACAACUUUGACGGUUGCCAGUCCCUUCCCGUCAACGAAGACAAAUCUCACAAGACAUGGCACUACGACGCUUCAGACAUCACCUGCAAGUCUACGACGAGCUUCCCAUGGCAUAUCUGCUAACUCGACCAAGACCUUGGUCUGCUUGUCGGGCACCGCCUACUCGGGUCCAUGUACUUGCCUCAGCAUAUCUCGCUCGACGGUGCUUGUGACGGCAGACAUUACGACUUUCACUUUGACCACGACGGCGGCAGCGAACGGGACGAGAGCGCCUUCUUAUCCAGCUAACCGGACGCUUGCUAUGGGAGCAAGUAGCAGCCCGACAUCCCUCAGCUCCAGUAUAACUCGCUUCUCAGCAGUAGACCAAAAGACCACAACGCCUGAGACGCAUACACCGGCACCGGCCUUCUCCAGCAGCACCUCAGCUCCUUCAUCCAUCGGCUUUGAAACGUCCUUCCGUCGAAUCAUGGACGGAUUCCCGGCAAUGACGCCAGCCUUCAGCAAUACAACCAUGGAGUCACUCCGUCCGAGUAAGAGCCCAGUGGUUUACGUGCUAAAUGCCACGACACUGGUCACUGUGACAACACCGGUCCGGGGAAGCACUUCAGUUCCCGCGUCCUUACCCAAGGACACCACCACCAGCGGGCGGUAUCUCAACUCCGCCGCCCAAUACACCAACACAUCGAGUCUGACCGUCACCCCGCUUGCCAGAAACUCGACGACGGUUAAGCUACCACCGUUCGGUAAUCUCACCACAACACCACCCGCCAACCACUCAGCCACAGCCCAUGCCAACCCGCAAACCACUCUCCCCGCUUGGCUGCUCAAGAGCACACUACCCACCUACCACCACCCGACAGCAACCCUCACCCACAACCGCUGGCUGAACCUCAGCUCGCUCCCAGCCAUAAACACAACCGGAACAGCAAGAUGGUUCAACACCUCCCGCUACCUCAACACCUCCACGCCCUUGACCACCCCCACCCCCACCUCAACCUCAACCUCAACCCCACCCCCAACAUUCACCUCACCAACAGCCGCAUGCGACCCAUCCAACCCAGGCUUCUCCAUACGCAUCUCCCAACAAAACGGACCCUUCCACAACUGGUACCUCCGCACCAGCGGACGGGGUCUGCUCUUCACCAGCCAGCGUUCCGGAGCAAGCUCCUUCAGCGUCGGGCCCGCGGGGCAUCUGUGCGUGGCGAACGACGAGCGGUUUCUUGACCAGCACGGCAUGCCCUAUGUCGCGGCUCUGGGGAUCAAGGAGGCAGUUGAGGGUGGGGCAGGGGGGGCAGGGGGGAGUAGUGUCUGGUUUGUGGCGGCGGGGGCGGUGGGCAAAGGGGGUUCGUUGGAGGGAUAUUACACGCCGUUGGAGUGUGCUGUUGGGGGUGGUAACGGGGAUGGAGAUGAGGGUGGUGGUGGUGGUGGUGGUAGGGGGAGGUUGAGCUGUCAUGGGAGGAGUGAUGAUGGUGACGGUGGUGGUGAUGGGGUUGAUGAGGAGCAGGUGAGGUAUUGGCUUGGCUGUGGGAUGCAGUUGGACAUGUCGAGGGAUGGGAGCGCGGUUGUGCCGGUCAGGGGGCUGAAUUGCUCUUCGGUGGCGUUGGAGGUUUUGGAGGGUUGAUUCUGCCAGGAGGGAAGUCUCAGGGGAUGUGAUGAUGGGCGCCCCAAAGAAGGGCGACACUGUUUGGUUCGUUGUUAGCAUCCCUAUUACUUGGCCAGUUUUGUAGACAUUGGCCUUACAAUGUCAAUUAACGCGUGGGCAAGCAUAGAAGCUCUAAUUAGCGGUGUCCCCGG